This is a messenger RNA of Cooperia oncophora, 171 nucleotides long. Lineage: Eukaryota; Metazoa; Nematoda; Chromadorea; Rhabditida; Trichostrongylidae. The record is from the annotation of a GenBank genome assembly.
AUGAGGACCUGUGGAUACUGCCCGUCAUCCACGACUGCUGCAACUGCUGCAAAUGCAACCAGCGCCACGACUGCUGUGCCAAGUUGGGUGAGGAAUGGUUUCUGUACCAAUUCAUUUUACACUGCCGCGCAUAAAAGGCAGCACUGUGCCAGAUCUUGCAACGUCUGCUAA